AUUGUUGAUGUUUGUUUACGUGUAGCAUCGAACCGUUGAAUCGUUCGCCCGAAAUGUUUCUGCGCAGGUGCGAGUGACGUAGCAUAAAUUAGUGAAAUGCUCGAAGGCGGAGCGUUAAACUUCCAACGAGCCAUUCACAGUAAUGGUACGAUUGGGUGGAGGUCUCCUAUUGGUUCAUGCCACAGUCGAAGAUUGGAUGAGGUGAAGUUGUGUCCAUAACACCACACAGGGUAGCUUGUAUUUCGCUGUUCAGUGCACCAAAAUGUUCACCCUGUAGUUUUACACUGGCAGACGCAAAAAGGUGCCUGACUCAAACACAUAGAAGAUGAGUCGCUUCUUAAAUGUCCUGCGCAGCUGGUUGGUGAUGGUGUCUGUCAUCGCCAUGGGAAACACGGUGCAGAGUUUCAGAGAUCACAGCUUCUUGUCAGAGAAGCUCUACACCGGCAUGCCAGAGUUCGUCAAUGGUCUCCAAGCUCGAACAUUUGGAAUUUGGACAUUGCUGUCAUCAAUUAUUCGCUGUGCCUGUGCCAUCGAUAUCCAGAACAGAAUGCUGUAUCACAUCACCUUAUGGACGUUUGUGCUCGCAUUGGGUCAUUUUCUGUCUGAAGCCUUUGUCUAUAAAACUGCACCGCUCACUAUAGGGGUCAUGGCACCGCUCAUCGUGGCAGGUUUCUCUGUCUUUGGAAUGCUGAUCGGAUUCCAGUAUUUUCCAGAAACACAAGAGGACGUUGGAGCGCGACAGAAGAAACGUAACUAAAACCUAACAUUUUAACAUUGUUCCUACUCAUGAACUCCUCACAAUUCUGGUCUUGAAGAAUGUGAGCUCCAGAAAAUUGCAAAAUGAUCUAUUUCGUACUGUGAAAUAAAUAAAUUUGUUUUCUUACACAAAUAUUUACAGUUGACAAUCCAGUUAAAAAAAAAAAAAAA
Messenger RNA from Thalassophryne amazonica, 927 nucleotides. RefSeq names its product ergosterol biosynthesis 28 homolog (gene erg28). The record is from RefSeq and is a predicted model, not a curated record. The coding region runs from base 326 to 757 and encodes 143 amino acids. Gene Ontology annotation, molecular function: protein-macromolecule adaptor activity. NCBI's taxonomy places the organism in Eukaryota, Metazoa, Chordata, Actinopteri, Batrachoidiformes, Batrachoididae. The transcript has 5 exons. Gene Ontology annotation, cellular component: endoplasmic reticulum; membrane.